This is a messenger RNA of Aspergillus lentulus, 609 nucleotides long. The record is from RefSeq and is a predicted model, not a curated record. NCBI's taxonomy places the organism in Eukaryota, Fungi, Ascomycota, Eurotiomycetes, Eurotiales, Aspergillaceae.
AUGGCCGAGAGCCUCCCUGAAGAUCGCAUACCGCAAGCCAUUUCCAAAAAGCACGACGAGCCCAUUGUGAAUCCCCUCAAUCCUCCUCCACAGCAGCAACAUCGUGGAUGGCGUUUCUGGGCCGUUUUCCCAGGCCUCUGCUUUGCCAUCCUUCUUGCUGCCCGGACACCUCAGUUCCUGCCACUGCUCUCCCAACCAUCGUGGACCAGCUGCACUCGGGCUCGCUUUAUAUAUGGACAAUCAACGGGGACUUGGAGGCGGAGGAAUCUUGUGAUGGUUGAUAUCAUCGCGGCUGAUUUGGUGGCCCUUCGGGAGCGACAGAAGUUUAUGAGUAUCAUCAUGGGCACUUUUGCCCUUGGCACGUUUAUCGGACCUGUGCUGGGAGGCGCCAUCGUCACCAAAACGACCUGGUGGUGGGUGUUCUAUAUCAACCUCCCUGUGGCGGGAAUUGCGCUGGUCCUGGUGACUCUGUUUCUGAGGGUGAAAUGGUACCGAGAAGGCACUCUCAAGGACCGACUUGCUCGGGUGGACUUCUCCGGGAAUAUGAUCCUCUCUGCGGCGAUUGUGGCCAUUCUGAUUGCCGUUACCCUGGGGAGGAACCACGUAUAG